AUGAUGGUGGUGCAAUUGGCUUACGCGAGCUCAAGCAUCCUUUGCAAGCUUGCAUUGGAUCAAGGGCUGAGCUUCCUGGCCUUAGCAGUGUACAGGCAUCUGAUUGCUCUUGCAGUCUUUGGUCCUCUUGCAUUUGUGCUUGAAAGGAACCAGAGGCCUUCCUUAUCGUUUUAUGUUCUGGUGAGGAUUUUCAUCCUUGCUUUGUUUGGGACGACUCUUCAUCAAAACGUCUACUAUGCUGGGUUGAAUUACACUUCCCCUACUGUUGCAAGUGCCCUGGGCAGUGUCAUCCCAGCUUUUACCUUUAUCAUGGCAGCCAUCUUGAGGAUGGAAAAGGUCAGCAUUAAGACUGCCAAAGGGCGGGCCAGGCUUGUAGGCACCAUCUUAUGCAUUGGUGGUGUCCUAGUAUUCACCUUUUGGAAGGGACAUCUGUUGGAGGGCUUUGUCAGAACACCUUUGAUUGAGGUACAUGGCAGUGAUCCUAAGAGAGGGGCUAUCAAUGAUCAAGAGAAUUGGCUUAAAGGCACUGCACUUAUCCUAACCAGCCUUUUUGCCUAUAGUGCGUGGCUUAUUCUUCAGGCAGUUGUCUCUAGGAUCUACCCUGCUAGACUGUCAAUGAACACCUUGAUGUGCUUCUUUGCAUUGGUGCAAUCUUCUGCCAUUGCUCUCAUCUUCGAAAGGAAUGCUUCAUCAUGGAGAAUGGAUUGGAACAUAAAACUUCUAGCAAUCUGCUACAAUGGCAUUGUGAUAUCUUGCCUCACAUACUACUUGCAAACAUAUUGUGUCAGUCAGAAGGGCCCGGUCUUCGUUGCCACAUUCUCGCCGGUGCUUUUAGUGAUAGUAGGGAUAGCGUCGGCCUUCAUCUUCGCAGAACGGCUUCAUAUUGGCAGCUUGAUUGGAGCCACCAUUAUCAUAGUGGGACUUUACUGCGUUCUAUGGGGGAAAAGCAGUGAUACGAAUGAGAAGAAUUCUGGAGUUGAAAAGAGUUCAGGGAUGCAUGCCACUGAAGGACAAGUAGAACAUUGCUUGUGUUAG
This is a messenger RNA of Zingiber officinale, 1035 nucleotides long. Its product is annotated as WAT1-related protein At5g07050-like. Bases 1 to 1035 code for a protein of 344 amino acids. NCBI's taxonomy places the organism in Eukaryota, Viridiplantae, Streptophyta, Magnoliopsida, Zingiberales, Zingiberaceae. Gene Ontology annotation, cellular component: plasma membrane. The transcript is spliced from 6 exons. The record is from RefSeq and is a predicted model, not a curated record. Gene Ontology annotation, molecular function: transmembrane transporter activity.